This is a messenger RNA of Trichomonas vaginalis G3, 1449 nucleotides long. Its product is annotated as general transcription factor IIH subunit 1 family. The record is from RefSeq and is a predicted model, not a curated record. Lineage: Eukaryota; Parabasalia; Trichomonadida; Trichomonadidae. Gene Ontology annotation, biological process: nucleotide-excision repair; transcription by RNA polymerase II; transcription by RNA polymerase I. Gene Ontology annotation, cellular component: transcription factor TFIIH core complex; transcription factor TFIIH holo complex. Bases 1 to 1449 code for a protein of 482 amino acids. The transcript has a single exon.
AUGGAGAAAUUACUCGCUUCGAAUGAAUUUCAAAUUAAAACAUUUGACAAUAUAGUUGCAAAACUCAAUGGCCAAGAGUACCCUGGUAUUCUUGUUUUCACAAAUGGGCAUUUUCUCCAUUAUGUGGAAAAUACUGAUUCUUUAACAUUCAGAUUCGGACCUGACGAUCUUGAAAACGAAGCUUUAUCCAAGAAAUCUUCAAAAGAUGUUCCACUUACAGAAAAAAGUCAAUCCAUGCUUCGAAUUUUUAAUAAUCAAACAAAAAGAAAUAUAAUACUUUCAUUUAUCGGAACAACAUGUAAUUCUGAUGUUGAUCAGGUUAUUGAACAAUACAAAGUUCUUAAAAGUUCACCUCCUCUUCCUGUAGACAACGUUGUUGAUAAAUUAAAAGAAGUAAUUCCUGAAGAACUCUUACUAAACGAAAACAAUGAACUAGAUCCAAAAUAUGCUAAAGAUCUCCUUAAAAAUAACCCAGUUCUCGAUAAUCUUAUGCGAACUUACCCAGAACUGCUGGAAGAUGACUAUUUAGUAAACUUCCAAAACCAAAUUAUUGCAGGGAUGUCUACUGGAAGGUUGCUUCCACAAAAUAUUGCCGAAAAUACUAAAAAAGAAUUUGCAAAAGAGAAAAAACUUAAAUUUAAGACAGGAGACUUGAAUUUGGACAAUCAUUUAGUCUCGCAAAUAUUCAGAAAGCAUCCAGAGAUAUAUACUGCUUAUCAAAACCUUGUUCCUUCCAAAAAAUCUGAAGAAGAAUUUUUCAGAAAAGACUUUAUACAGCUUUUAAAGGAUGCAAAAGCUAAACCUACACCUCCAAAGCCAGCAGCCCUUGAAUCAGACCUAACACACGGUCAAGGUUUUAUAGAAAAAGUCGAAAUCGAAGGAGAAGAGCUCAAAAGCCUCCAAGCGUAUGCCGAUGCUAUUUCUGUUGGAAACAAAUACGAUUCAGUUCAAAAUACUAUGGAAGUUCUCACAAAAACUGAAAAUGAAAUCCAACAAACCGAAAAUCAGCCAGAAGAAGUUAUCCAAAUACCACCACAUGUAAGAUAUCAACCAAGUGAAGAAGAAUUGCAGCAAUUUAAUGAUGCAAUUUUAGAAAUGAAUCAAUUACUUGCUGCAUCAUUGAAUAAACAAGUUGAAAUUGAUCAAAACACAUGGUAUAAAGCACUAGAAGAUAUGACACCAGAUGAUGGCCUCCAACACGUAUUUGUUGAAUCAGAAGAAGAUGAAAUUCUCCAAGUUGCCAUCAGAAAGGCAGAACUCCAGAUAUUUGCUCAUGCUUUCUGGCAAGCAGUCAAUACUCAUAAUGAAGAGAAAUAUAAAAAGCUUGGAGCUGCAAUUGAAAAAAUUCAAUCAGUUGUGAAUCAAGAAGCCAACAAUUCCAAGCUUAAAUUCUUAUUUAAGGAUUUAGAAUUCAUGUUUAGACCAAUUUUGGAAUUUAUGCACAGAUAA